UUCACGCUAUGUCCUGGAUACACUGACGCCGUCAGCCGUCGCAAUAGAUAAGCCGCUGCUCUGUUGAAGCGAGUACGCUGCAAAUGCUUCUAACUUAGUGCUCAGCGCCCCAUUGAGCCAGACGUGACUGAUUCACUACCUCAUGGAGAAUACAUUUUUACGAAGAUCUACAAGGAAUGUGAUGCUAACCAGGCCAUGUGGUGAAUCACCAGAUGAUGCCGGUCACACCACCGCAGAAAAUUUGCAAGAGGCAGGCGAAACGUAAUUUUGGAACAGGAUGGGGUUGAUUACGGUGAUGUCGACAGUAUGAUUUUUUACCUGGGUACCUGGAGUUGGUGAUUGCACGAUUGCCGGUGUUGAAUUUUGAAGCUGGUGGCAGAUACUUGGGUGGGUUCCGGGGUGUCAUGGGUUUAGGGUUGUUGCAGCAUUCCCCUGCGGUGUUGCAGUUGCAGGGGAAGGGGUUUGUGGAGAAGCCUCGGAACAGUGGACUGUCUAUUGGUGGUUUUGGAUUGAAUCCGUCUUCUGUAGCGUCGAAGAGUCUGAGAAUUGAAGGGGGUUUUGACUGCGGAGCUGUGGGUUUUAGUCAGCUGAAUCUGGGUAACGUUACCAGGAGGUCGUUGUUAGUGAAGAAAGGUGCGAGGAGUUUGGGGAAAUUGGAGCAGUCGUCGUCGCCCUCAGGGCGUGAUGGAGGAGACAUGCGUGAAUGUGCAGCGGAGAGCUGUGGAGAAUCUAAGUCGUGGCGGAGUAAGUGGAGGAACAGGAUUUUGGGGAAUCCUCUUCUGGCGGUUUCAUCUACAAGUAGUCUUUUUUGGCAGCCGUUUUGGGAAAAUGGGUUGAAUUCUGGAACAAAUGCUUUGGAGUUUGGUGGUGGAGGUGACGCUGGAACUGGAGAUGGGUUUGGCGGAAAAGGAUAUGGAAAUGGAGGAAUGGGCGGGGGUGGAAGUAGUGGCGAUGACGGGAGCGGGAAAUUCAAUUCACCGGGUCAUGGAACUCAUGUUAGAAGUGUACACAAGAAGGAAUUUGGAGAUGAGGAGCAUGGCAAUAAGGAAACUCCUGUUAGAUCUCCAGAUUUUCGAGCACCGGUUUUAGCAUCCUUGAGCUCCGCGGCAGGAGAGGCAGUAGAUGGAGAGGCACCCCUUGCUGACCUGUUACUUGGAAGAAUUAAGAGACCUGGGGUUGCGGAGGAGACGUCUGCAAGUGUGCUCUCGAAAACUCCUGAUAAGGGUUCUCGGGGUGGUUAUAUUGGAAAGGAAAAUCAGCGAGAUGCGUUGGUGGAGGAGGUUGCGGCACACGCGGCGCUGCUUAUUCAGCAAAAAGAUGGAGACGCGGCAUUUGCCAAACGCUCUGAGACAGACGCUUUGAAAAGACUACAGCGUGAGGCAUUUUUCGAGUUAAUGAAAGUGAGAGAGCGACUGGACAAGCUUGAAUUUCAUACAGGUUUACGUCAAUCAAGGUCACAAUCUUCAUCAGCUGAAGGUGCUUCCAAGACUCGGCUGAAGGGGGAAGUGUGUGCCGGUGGGGCUUUCGUCUUAUUAGAUGAUCAAAGUAGUCGAUAUUCUCGGGCCGCUGUUGAGCAAGCUGGUCUUCACACAGGCAUGAAUGUGCGCUUCACUUUUGAGACUGCUUACAGAGAAAAGGAUUCGAUGAUCACGGAAUGUUCCGCUGGGUAUCCUGGUAUUGACGGCAGCAUACUUGGGGGGCCCAUUUCAGUCACAAAGCUUGCUUACAAUGCUCAAGUUACGGAUGAUUUUAAUGUUGUGGUUGCGCCAGUGGGAGCUCGCGUUAGUGACAUAACGGAGAUUGUGAAUCCUUUACAGGAUCAGGCAUUGACACGAUUUGCAAGAGUAGGACCUGAUAUGUAUCAGCAAUGUGUGGGCUCCGCUCUGGGAGCUACCUUCAGGGGAGAUUCGGCACUUGUAUCAUUGUCUCAGUACCUUGGAGGUUGGGGCAUUGGUUCAUCCUCAUCUGGCGGACCGGUUGAUAAUGGACCUCUACAUCUCAGCACCCUUGCACACAUCAUGUUUCAACCAUGGGAGAACUCUGUGUUUUCUGUCUCAGCAGUUAAUCGCUUCUGGCCCAAUCCUCCACUACCUUCUUCUAGAGGACUACACUGGAGUGAAAUGGGACCUCUUAUUCUAUCCAAGACUCGUCGUAAACAAAAAUCUGGCUCUAGUAGUCCGCAGAUGAGCAGUCCCCGAGAUCGUGGAACAUCCAUGGACAACAUGUCGUUUCAUGACUUCCGAACAUCGUUGGACAAUCCAUCUGGAGUGUCUAAUUAUGCUUCGUGGGGAUCACCUUACGGUGAGCCUGAGCAAAACAUUGUUACUGUUUCAGGAACUCGUGGGAGUACAAUGCAGUCAAUUGCGUUGGCUGGAGAAAUAGAUGUAGGUGCAAAUAUGAACCUCGCAGGCUGGACCCAGGCUGACCGAGGAUAUUGGCUUGGUGAUUCCGAGAGGAGCGGUGUGGAAUGGGGUGUAAGCCUCACAAAGACUGUCGGGAAAACGGCUGGCUGGGGACUGUGUGUGGGAAGCUCUAAAGUGGAUCUCUGCGGAAACGAAGAUGAUGGCCUUCACGGUUUAGGUGAACGUCGUGACAUGCAACUGCAAAUGGAGGCUUUUAUGAAGCUCAACAUGGGGCGUGGUUUUACACUUCAACCUGGUUUAGUUUAUCUCCUAAAUAAACAGUCGCAAACUCCUGCUUUGAUGCUGCGAUCUUCUUGGGCGCUCUAACAGCGCGUUCUAGUUAUGUUCAUUGGAAGUAAUCAAUGUGGGCUUAAGCCUUACAUAUGUGAAUAAUUUCUAUCACUUGGUGCUUCAAUUCUCAGUUUUUCGUGUAACGUAAUUCCACUGCAAUCACAUUUUUCUUUGCAUCGAGUUACCCUUUUG
Messenger RNA from Physcomitrium patens, 2885 nucleotides. RefSeq lists its product as uncharacterized. NCBI's taxonomy places the organism in Eukaryota, Viridiplantae, Streptophyta, Bryopsida, Funariales, Funariaceae. The record is from RefSeq and is a predicted model, not a curated record.